Molecule: messenger RNA, 1273 nt
Organism: Podarcis raffonei (Aeolian wall lizard)
Lineage: Eukaryota; Metazoa; Chordata; Lepidosauria; Squamata; Lacertidae
Gene: GNA11
Product: G protein subunit alpha 11
Exons: 7
Coding region: 188-1267 (359 amino acids)
Biological process (GO): phospholipase C-activating dopamine receptor signaling pathway; adenylate cyclase-modulating G protein-coupled receptor signaling pathway; action potential
Cellular component (GO): heterotrimeric G-protein complex
Molecular function (GO): guanyl nucleotide binding; GTPase activity; G-protein beta/gamma-subunit complex binding
Source: RefSeq, a predicted model, not a curated record
AGGAGGAGGAGGAGGGGAGGAAGGAAGGAAGGAGGUGGCGGCGGCGGCGGGGGGAGAAAAGCCACACAGAAGCGCCCCGGUCAAAACAGCGAGGGAGGCCCGGCCAAGCUGACGGAGCCAGGCCGCUGCCGCCGCCUCCUCUCCCUCCCGUUCGCCGCCGUCGCCGGUGGGCGGGUGGGCGGCAGCCAUGACGCUGGAGUCCAUGAUGGCCUGUUGCCUCAGCGACGAGGUGAAGGAGUCGAAGCGCAUCAACGCCGAGAUCGAGAAGCAGCUGCGGAGGGACAAGCGCGACGCCCGGCGGGAGCUGAAGCUCCUCUUGCUCGGCACGGGAGAAAGCGGGAAGAGCACGUUCAUUAAGCAGAUGCGGAUAAUCCAUGGCUCGGGCUACUCCGAGGAGGACAAGAAGGGUUUCACCAAGCUGGUGUACCAGAACAUCUUCACUGCCAUGCAGUCGAUGAUCAGGGCCAUGGAGACCUUGAAGAUCCUGUACAAGUAUGAACAGAACAAGGCCAACGCACUCCUGAUCCGGGAAGUGGACGUAGAAAAGGUCUCGUCCUUUGAGCAGCCCUACAUAAGUGCAAUUAAGACGUUGUGGAACGACCCAGGCAUCCAGGAGUGUUACGACCGGCGGCGAGAAUACCAGCUCUCCGACUCUGCUAAAUACUACCUUACCGACGUGGAUCGUAUCGCCCUGCCAGGGUACCUCCCAACCCAGCAAGACGUCCUGCGGGUCAGAGUCCCGACAACUGGGAUCAUAGAAUACCCCUUUGACUUAGAGAACAUUAUCUUCAGAAUGGUGGAUGUUGGGGGUCAGAGGUCAGAACGGAGGAAAUGGAUACACUGCUUUGAAAACGUAACCUCCAUCAUGUUCCUAGUAGCUCUUAGUGAAUAUGACCAAGUUCUGGUGGAGUCGGAUAACGAGAACCGUAUGGAGGAGAGCAAAGCCCUUUUCAGGACCAUCAUCACCUAUCCCUGGUUCCAGAACUCCUCCGUCAUCCUUUUCCUCAACAAGAAGGAUCUGUUGGAAGACAAGAUAAUGUACUCUCAUCUCGUGGAUUAUUUCCCAGAGUUUGAUGGCCCCCAGAGAGACGCCCAGGCGGCUCGGGAGUUCAUCCUCAAGAUGUUUGUGGAUCUAAACCCCGACAGCGACAAAAUCAUCUACUCUCACUUCACAUGUGCCACAGAUACGGAAAACAUUCGGUUUGUCUUUGCGGCCGUCAAGGACACCAUCCUGCAGCUCAACUUGAAGGAAUAUAACCUAGUCUGACCUUCA